AUGCCGGGUUUCGAUAAUGCCAGACAAUUUCCACAAUCAAUAGAAGAUAUUGAUUACUCCGAUAUUGAAGAGGAAUAUCAAGUUCCGUUUGAAGAAGGAUUUGAUACGAUUAUUGUAGUGGACAACGCGCCAAUUGUUGACGAGAGUAAAAAAGAAAAAUUGUUGAAAUUUAUCAGAAAAAUUUUCAAGAAUGUUGGUAACAUCAAAGAGGGAGGAAUUUAUAUGCCAAUGGAUCCUGAUCCUAAGACUGGAAAUCCAACUUCAAAAGGGUAUCUCUUCAUUGAAUUCGAAACUCCAGAACAAGCAGCGAUGGCCAUAAAACAAUAUGAUGGUUAUCCAAUGGAUAAAACUCAUCUUCUUGCAGUGAACCGAUUCACAGAUAUUGAGAAAUAUUCCCAGAUUGAAGAAGAAUAUAAAGAACCGGAAGAAGAAAAAUUUGUAGAAAAAGAACAUUUGAGAAGUUGGCUUACUGAUCCUCAAGCUCGUGAUCAGUUUGUACUUUAUCGUAGUGAUGAUGUGUUCAUAUUUUGGAACAAAAAGACAGAACCACCCGAAGAAGCCCAUAAGAGAGUAAAUUGGACGGAAACGUAUGUCCAGUGGUCGCCUCUAGGAACUUAUCUUGCGACGUUUCAUCGUCAAGGCAUUGCAUUGUGGGGUGGCCCAAGCUGGAACAAGAUAAUUCGAUUUGUACACUCAGGUGUCAAACUUAUAGAUUUUUCACCUAAUGAAAAAUAUCUUGUUACAUGGAGUAACGAACCGAUUACUCUUGGACCUAAUGGAGGAGCGGGUACGCCUUUUGGUACUGAUGAUGAAGGUCGUCAAAUUAUUAUUUGGGAUGUUCAUGGUGGUAAUCUCCUUCGAUCAUUUUUAUCGUCAACAUUAUCCCCUGAUGGGACACCUAAUAAAAUUACAUGGCCAAUGUUCAAGUGGUCAUCAUCUGAUAAGUACUUUGCCAGAGUAACGCAAGGACAACAAGGACAGCAAGGACAACAAAUACUUUCGGUAUAUGAAACACCUAGUAUGGGGCUAGUUGGUAAUAAAAGUAUCAAAAUUGAAGGUUUAGUUGAUUUUGAAUGGGCUCCUGCCUCUGAUAAAGAAAAGGAAAGGGAUAAACAUUCAGGAGAUAAGAAGCAAAGAGAGGAACUCCUUAGUUAUUGGACACCAGAAAUUGGAAAUCAGCCUGCUCGUGUGACCUUAUUGAACAUUCCAUCGAAAGAAAUU
Messenger RNA from Racocetra persica, 1221 nucleotides. NCBI's taxonomy places the organism in Eukaryota, Fungi, Glomeromycota, Glomeromycetes, Diversisporales, Gigasporaceae. The record is from the annotation of a GenBank genome assembly.